CCCCAUGGCUGUCGUCGUGUGUAGUCUUGCAGUUGGUGUUGGUUUUGUGUUGUCUUAACAUCUAAAUGUGAUAUAUCACCAUCAGACAGUUGUUUGGAAGGACUGGACACAGGCUCCUAGUAGCAGAUAUAACUCUUUAUAGAGACGGUUACCCAGGUAGAUGAUGAUAUCUGAACGAUAACUGACAGGACAGGUAUGUCUAUAACAUCAGGGACCCCCCAGCCCCCCGAGCCGGGGGCACCCGAUGAUGGUUUUAAUCAAGGGGUAAGUGUUGGUGGCCGGAGUGCUGCCACCUAUUUUGAACGGUUCGGACAUUACGAGUGCCAAGAACUGCUAGGAUGGCAACAGUCGCAUUGGAUGUUGUCGACAGAUGAAUUCAAACAUCCAACAGACCCUCCAAUGGGGAUGAUCAGUCAACUGAACCCUGGGAAUUCCAACAGCUGUCUAGUUCUUUUUCCUGCGGAAGAAUCAGAAGCACUACCUCUGGAUUACAGAGAGGUUCACCAGGUUAUACAGGAACUGACAUUUGGAAUUUUUGUGUUGAACCAGACUCCGAAUAUUUGUCUGGAAGCGAACUAUGAUCUGAGUACCUCCUGUCAGAUCCCACCUGCGUACAUCGACACACGGAUAGGUCAGAUACUUGUGAAUGUGGACUACAUGAUGAAAAGCCUUUGGCACGGUGCUUAUUUUCCUAAGGAUAAACGAACAAAGUUCUCAGAAAGUUGGAGAAGGAAUCUCGACAUUGAUCCAAAUGGAAAAGUGGAAAGAAUGAAACCACUUCUCCCGGAGUUCUCUGGUGCUGGCAUGCUGGAUAUAACAAAAGAUCCGGAUUAUACAGACGUGUAUGACAACCUUCCCCAGGAGCCUCCCAAUGACCCGGAGAUGAAUGAAGAACGCAAAUUCUUCAUGAGUUUUGUUGAAGACUUAAGUAUGCAAAUGACAUUUUUCCAAAAGCAUGUGCAACAAUAUAAGGACAUGUACAUCGCUGAAUCUGAUUGGUUAGUGUCCAGUGUGGUCAAGGUCCUAGAUGACCGCAUCAACCACAUUGGUUAUGAGAGGAUCAACACAAGACUUCAGAUGCAUGAACAGAUUAUAAAAGAAAAGCUAGGAAAUAAGGCGGAGGUUCGUCGGAACCUGUACAUGUUAAAGCUCAUUAGCUUCCUCACACCAUUUCUCAUCGGAAUGAGGAAGAGGAUGAAGAUCCCGGACAUGAGUCGACUUUUACCGAAUCUAUCAAGUGAUGAAUGUCGAACAGAGAGGGAGUUACCUCCCUUGUUACUUGGACCUGACUUUAAGUGCAAGAACUUCCAUUUUGAGAAUAAAUUGUUCCAUUUACAUGGAGGUAUCCUGAUCGACCUUGAGACAGACCCUAUUGAGGAGACGCCCAAGUCCUUCCAGGAUCUGUACCAGGAGAUGAUGGCCGAGUCGGAGGACUACCUCAGUAAAAUCCUCGAGUUUGAGACAUUGAAGGAACAGUACAAGAUCCCUACACGUACUAUUGAUGGAAAGUUGUACUAUGUAAUGAUGAUGGAGUUUGAAACAUUUUACCCACAAUCCCCUCACAAACCUCUCUGGGUACGUAGCUUCUUUGAGGAGAUUGGACGGCUAAAGAUAAAGAAAUUGCCUUUCCAAGACCAACAACUGAUCGAACAGUUUAAGAAAUACUUUGGUUACAAAAAGUCCAUCAAGUACAAGACUCCCCUGAAUGGUCUGAAGGCCGCUGCACAAAGAGGUCUUGUCAUCAUGUUCAUGACCCAGGUCAGGAAACUGGGUCAGGCAUCACGGUUGAGUAAACAGGAUGAGCAGGGUCUCUCACUGCUCCACCAUGCUUCAAUGAACAAUCGUCCACAGAUCAUCACACACCUUCUACUACAGUCGAUGGACAUCAACGUCCGACGUAACAACAUCAUGUCCACAGAGGGCCAGGGGAAAGGGUCAUCGGAUGGCCUGCGUUCCUUCUUCCUUGAGAUUUGUCCGACCUCCCUCCAUGUGGCAGCGCGGUGUGGCGCCCUAGACGCUCUCGCCUGUCUCCUUGCCAACUAUGGCAAUAUCCUAGCAACAGACCAAGAUGGCUGGGCGGCUGUUCAUCAUGCUGCUUUCUUUGACCAUGAACCAGCCAUUAAACUGAUGAUCAGGAAAAAUGUGGGACUUUUAGAACUAGUCACGAAAAAUGAUUUGAAGUCGACACCUCUCCUCCUGGCGGCCAGUUCUGGAGGUCUUUCUGCAGUGAAAUGUCUGAUACGUCUUGGUGCGGAUAUCACCAAACAUGACGCGGAGAGCAACAACCUUGUUACUCUGGCUGCUCUCAGGUUCCAUACAAACGUUCUGGAGCACCUGAUCGAGUGGGACCACAAAAAUGUACCUGUGUGGAGAAUUCUUGUCAAGAUGCUUAUAGAUCCCGACAUCAAGAAGAAGGACAGUGCAGUCAAGUGUCUGGAGGUGUUGUCUACAUCUAAACCCCACCACUGGCAGGCCAUACUGGACGCAGACGGUAUUCCAGCCCUCGUGAGUGUGCUCAAAAUCAACAAUGAGGAACUUCAGUCAGUGGCCGCCUCUGUAAUCUGUAACAUCUCAGAGCAGGAUCCGGUCCGUAUCGCCCUCACAAAGGCCGACGCCAUCCCGAUCAUCAUUCAGUUGCUGGGAUCACCGCUGGACGAGAUUCAGUCGAGGGCAGCAUUAAUACUCUCAGAUAUUGCCUGUAUGGACGAUAAUAAGGACUGUAUCUUUGAGAAGGAAGGCAUCGCUCCAUUGGUCAAUCUGCUGGACUCAGAGAUGGAGGAUGUGCUCGCUAAUGCUGUCAAUGCUGUCCGUGUCUUGUGUGUGGCCAACAAACGUAAUCAGGAUGCUGUCGCCGAGUGUGGGGGCAUACCACCUCUAGUGGAGUUCCUCACAGUUAACUCAGAGAUUCUCCAGGCAGGCACAGCAGCCGCCAUAGCAGCAGUCACCGAGGGCAACAAAAGUAAUCAGGAUGUUGUAGUAAACGAGGGAGCUGUCAAGCCCCUGGUAGACUUGAUAAAGGGCCUGAAGAAUGUCACUGUCCAGGUGAAGGCUGCCAAUGCUAUCGAAGCUUUAUCAGAAAACAACCCUCGCAGCCAGAAGGCCUUUCUGGAUCUUGAUGCUCCGAAGGCACUGCUGAAACUCUUCAAGAAUUACCACGUGGAAGUGCGGGAACAAGGGGCCUGCACUCUGUGGUCACUGGCCGGAAACACUAAGACACAGCAAAAAUACAUAGCCGAAAAAACCACCAUCUCAAACAUCUGUGGUAUGCUGUACGACUCCACAGAAAAACUCCUACAUGUUGGUUGUAUGAUGGCCAUUGCUCUGGGACGUGAGAACAUUGAGAACCAAAACAAGCUCGCCCAGACUGAUGCAUUCCAGCAACUUAUCCGUCUGCUCCGUAUCUAUGGAAAAAAUGAGGGAGUGGUGCUCCGGGUCAUCAAGGUGCUUGGAAUUCUCUGUGUUGGUGUGGCCUACUGUAAUAACAAGGUGUCUCAGAAAAGGAUCGCGGAGGAGAAUGCCAUCCCCAUAUUGGUGGGUAUCCUCAACAAUCCGCUGUCAGAGAAAGUACAGGUAGAGGUCGCGACCUCUCUGGGAUGCAUCAUCUUAAGUAACUCAGAGAACCAAGAGAAAUUACAGGACUGUGAAAACUUCAAAUUUGACAUGCUGCUAGACCUGCUCAAGUCCAAAAAUGAGGAGAUUCGACUGAGGGCUGGAAUGGCACUGACAAUAUUUGCCUUCAACAACACACCGAAGCAGUUUGCGAUUCGGGAAGCUGGAGGCAUCAAAUACUCGGUGUUUGAACCUUUCAUCCAUUCUACUGAUCCCUACUUUGUGUGUUACGCUGCGUUUCAGAUUACUGUGUUGGCUCGAGUCAUCGUUGACCAGGAUCAAGUGAACUUGACUGCCCGAGGCGUUACCAUGCUGGUAGAGAAACUAGACCAUGAUGAUGAUAAUGUGAUCGUAUUGGCUGCCAGUCUCCUCUCUAGUCUGGCCCACACUCGGGCAGGCAUCCCCGACGCCAUGGUAACCACCGGCGCCAUUGAACACCUAGUUGACCAGCUUGACUCUGACAAUGACCAGGUGCGGAGUGCUGUGGCUGUUGCCAUGGGAUACAUGACAUUCAAUAGGACGGCUGCCAGGUUACUGUUCAGUGCCUGUAGGAACACGCCUGGUCUGUACAAAAGUUUGAUGGACAAUAUCGGAAAGAACGCUAAAAUAAGUUCUGAAUUUGUGGAGGACUUCCAGAGGGCAAAGAUUGUUGGCUUGCCGUCCCAAUGUUUGGAGAUAAAUGGUGGUCCUCCAGUAUCCCCCCCUCCCAGAAUUGGAACAGCCACCAGUAGAAUAUCUAGUCGCGCCAAAUCUGCCCCAAGUACUGGUCGGAAAAAGUCUGGAUUCCUCAGUACUGUGAUCAGUAAUGACAGUCGUCCAUCUACUCGAGCACGACCUAUAUCUGGGGUCUCAUCAAUUAAAUCAAAUAAAUCUAGGAAACAAACGCCGUCACCAGAGGGAGGAUUUAAAACAAGGCUGUCCUCGUGGAAUAAAAAGUGAUAGACUGAACAAACACUGUCACCAGAGGGAGGACGCCAUCAUCAGAGGGAGAACUUAAAAGUGACUUCACAAACGCCCUCACCAGAGGGAGGAUUUAAAACAAGGCUCUCCACGUGGAAUAAAUAGUGACAACAUAAAAUUUAAUGCCUUCACCAGAGGGAGGAUUUAAAAGUUACUGACUUCACAAAUGCCCUCACCAGAGGGAGGAUUUAAAACAAGGCUCUCCACAUGGAAUAAGUAGUGACAGAAGCUUCAGUAGACGUUUCUAAACAAUUAAAAUGACAAAAAUGUUCAAAUCAUCAGGUUCUUGAAUUAAUAUAUCUCAUUAUAUUGUGGCCUUUGAACACUUUCUAUAGUCUAGGUGUAACAGGACAAUAUAUCAUUAUACUGUGGCCUAUGAACACUUUCUAUAGUCUAGGUGUAACAGGACAAUAUAUCAUUAUACUGUGGCCUAUGAACACUUUCUAUAGUCUAGGUGUAACAGGACAAUAUAUCAUUAUACUGUGGCCUAUGUCCAAGAAAACCUAUAGCUGUCACAGGGAUAAUUCCAAUUACAUAUGUGUAUAUAUAUAUUUACAAGUUGUUCAUAGUCAUAUGUUUACAUUUUCAGAUUAAUAAUUGCUUUCUUAUGUAACAAAAUUUAUAAUGAUUCUAAUUAAUGACUAUUUGAGUUUUUGGUCUAAACAAUAAUACAAAUAAUGUCAUCAUUUAGAAAAAAAUAAUUUUAUUAGAUUCUACAAAUGCUUGUACUUUUUUCAUAUAUACAUUGUACAUCAAUUUUUGUGUUUUUAUUUUAUGUAAGUUUUUUUAACUAUUUAUUUUUUUGUAAAAUAUGUAAGUUUGAUAUAUGAUCAGCUGUGAUAUUUAUGUAUAAAUGUAUAACUGUUACAGUAAAGUGUACUAUUUGCUAUAAGUUACAUAUACAUGUAUACCUAAAUGGGUGCAUCAUUUAAUUGUAGUAGUCAGAUACAUUGAAUAUUCAGCCAUUUAGGGAUUUUCUUUGUUGUCAAGGUUACUAAACUGUCAUGAUCUUCAAUACAAGUGCACUGAAUCUAUAUUGAUGACGUGUAUUUUGUGAUUGGAAUUUAUUGGCCUGUAUGUGGGAUUUGUGAGGUUUAAAGUGGACUGGCCUAUGGUCUAUGUGGGCAUUGUGAGGAGAGUGAACUGGCCUAUAUGUAGGCUUUGUGAGGUGAGUGAACUGGCCUCUAUGUAGGCUUUGUGAGGUGAGUGAACUAGCCUAUGGUCUAUGUAGGCUUUGUGAGGUGAGUGAACUGGCCUAUAUGUAGGCUUUGUGAGGUGAGUGAACUGGCCUAUAUUUAGGCUUUGUGAGGUGAGUGAACUGGCCUCUAUGUAGGCUUUUUGAGGUGAGUUGACUGGCCUAUGUGUAGGCUUUGUGAGGUGAGUGAACUGGCCUAUGGUCUUUGUGUGCCUUGUGAGGCGAGCCGUCUGGCCUGUGGUCUAUGUGGGCUUUGUGAGAUAAGCUGUCUGACCUACGAUCUUUGAGGUUAUAAUUAUGCAAGGUGAGCGCAGGCAAGUCUAUUUGUCUGUGUGGGAUUUGUGAGGUGAGCUGUCUGGCCUAUGGUCUAUGUGGGUUUUCUGAGGUGAGCCGUCUGGCCUAUGGUCUAUGUGGGUUUUCUGAGGUGAGCCGUCUGGCCUAUGGUCUAUGUGGGUUUUCUGAGGUGAGCCGUCUGGCCUAUGGUCUAUGUGGGAUUUUUGAGGUGAUUUUAAGAACUCUUUAAUUGAUACUACAUGAAACUAACUACACCAUAGAGAUGUAGACUGUGAUAUGAUAGAACUCAUCAUCUCUAUUUAAUAUGUUCAGACAUUGAUCUUAUAUUAAAUGUUAAGUUAUUCACUGCCUGAAUGAUAUUCAAUAAAGUUCUGUGAUAAAAAAAAUAGUAGGAAUGAAACCUACCUGUACAGGUAAAAACCUACUAGUACCAUCCUACAGGACACCAUCAUAUCUGGUAGGAAAGAUACUUACCUGUACAGG
Messenger RNA from Pecten maximus, 6541 nucleotides. Its product is annotated as ankyrin and armadillo repeat-containing protein-like. Lineage: Eukaryota; Metazoa; Mollusca; Bivalvia; Pectinida; Pectinidae. Gene Ontology annotation, molecular function: protein binding. The record is from RefSeq and is a predicted model, not a curated record.